AUGGCGACUCGAACUGACAGCGAAAGCGUCAAUCGCUUCGCCAACGAUCCAUAUACCUGGGAUGGCCUCACGGGAUGGAAAAGUUACCGGACGCUGCGACCAUUUCGUGGCAUGUACUAUGAUGUGAAGAGACGACUGCCCUACUACUGGAGCGACAUUCGAGACGGCUUCAACUACCGCACAAUGGCGGGAACGAUUCGAAUCUUCUUCGUCAAUCUGCUUCCCGCGUUGGCAUUCGAAUUGGAUAUGAUGCGUCGAACGGGAUACUACUUUGGCAUCAACGAGGCGUUGUUUGCGUCUGCACUGGCAGCAUUCGUCUUCAGUCUAUUCUCAUGCCAGCCGCUGACUGUCGUCGGCAUCACGGGUCUGAUUUCACUGUUCAACUACACCAUCUACGACAUCUGCGUGGAUCAAGGAAUUCGAGACUUGUAUCCACAAGUUAUCGCGUGGGUUUCUAUAUGGGCUGCUAUCACUCACUGGAUGGCGGCUGUCUUCAACUGGUGCGACUAUAUGCGGUACAUUACCGAUUUCUCAAGCAAUUCCUUCGGUACCUAUGUCUCGAUCAUCUAUAUGAUCAAGGGCGUCGAAGAAUUGGUUGCCAAUUUUGAUGACUCGACUGCAGCAGCUGGCUAUCUUGGGGUCAUCAUUGCCCUAUGUUUCUGGGCCACCGUCUGGUGGUUGGAGAGUAUGGGUAGUACUCGUCUUCUGCGACCAUAUUGGCGAAAACUGCUCUCUGAUUAUGCCUUCCCUAUUGCCACCAUCUUCUGGACCGGCUUCUCUCACAUUCCAGGCCGCAUCAAGAACGCCGAUCUAUUAAGAAUCCCGCACACCCGCGCAUUCUACCCAAGCCAAGAUCGAGGCUGGCUAGUGGACUUCUGGAACUUGCCUGUGAAAUGGGUGUUUGUCGCCCUUCCCAUGGGAAUGUUGAUGACCCUGCUCUUCUACUACGAUCAUAACGUGAGCUCGCUCACCGCACAGGCUAAGCAGUUCCCUCUCAAGAAGCCAGCUGGAUUUCACUGGGACUUCUUCCUUCUUGGAUGCACGUGCUUCAUUGCUGGCAUCAUCGGCCUACCACUGCCCAAUGGCCUAGUACCUCAGGCGCCAGUUCACACCGACUCUCUAGUCGAAUACAGGGAUGUCUUCACCGUGACAAAGGAGAAAAGCGAAGAUCCCCCCAGCGACGAGUGGGUCACCCAUCACAACAAGAAGAUCGAAGCAGUGCAAGUACGCGAACAACGAGUCUCGCACUUCCUCAUGUUUCUCGCUCUAGUUGGGUGUAUGACCGGCCCUCUGCUGAUUGUGCUACAUACCAUGCCCCUCGGUCUAUUUGCUGGCGUCUUCUUUGUCGUUGGCUGGAGCGGUAUCCCCGGGUUCAACAUUACCCAAAACCUCCUCUAUUGCAUCAGCGAGAAGCGCUUCAUCAACCCAAGCGACCCUCGCAACACUCUGAGCAAAUGGCGAAUCUUAUACUUCACCAUGUUCCAGAUCCUCGGCGUGGGAUUUAGCGUAGCGGUCUCACAGACCAUUGCGGCCAUUGGCUUCCCCGUCAUCAUCACCGCCCUCAUUCCCUUGCGAUGGGUUGUUCUGCCAAGGAUCUUUACUGAACAUGAACUGUUGGUGCUGGAUGCUCCAACCGCGGACUCAGAUGUCGUGCUAUGCUCCAUGGGCGGUCAACCAGAGAGACCUGAAGUAUCGAUGGCACGCAAGAAGCGAGAGGAACGGAACGUCAAUGGUGAGGAGGGCAACUCGAGUUCAGCAAGCACGAAGCAUUCGCAGACACCGGGAAUGCGCUCACGGGAUGGCUUCAAGGACGAUGAGGUGAAUGCGGAAGAAGAACGGGAAAAGCGGAGAGAAAAGGAAGGCAUCAAGUCGACUCUGAAUACAGGUCAUAAUUAA
Messenger RNA from Zasmidium cellare ATCC 36951, 1896 nucleotides. RefSeq lists its product as uncharacterized. Lineage: Eukaryota; Fungi; Ascomycota; Dothideomycetes; Mycosphaerellales; Mycosphaerellaceae. The record is from RefSeq and is a predicted model, not a curated record. The coding region runs from base 1 to 1896 and encodes 631 amino acids. Gene Ontology annotation, cellular component: plasma membrane. Gene Ontology annotation, biological process: monoatomic anion transport; transmembrane transport; monoatomic ion homeostasis. The transcript has 3 exons. Gene Ontology annotation, molecular function: solute:inorganic anion antiporter activity.